AUGGCCACCCACAGAAACAACAACAAAACCAAGAAGAUAGGUAGGAUGGUGAAGCUAAGGAUUCUAAUUGAAAAACUCCAGAAAGGUUUGUUGCUUAUUGGAAGGAGAUCGUCAAGUUCUUGCUAUGACGUCCCAAAAGAUGUGAAAGAAGGGCAUUUUGCAGUGAUAGCUGAGGAUGGGGAGGGACCGAUGAGAUUUGUGGUGUCACUGAGAUAUUUGACCCAUCCUACAUUUUUGAGGCUGUUGGAGCAAGCGACCCAGGAGUACGGAUUUGGUCAAGAAGGUGCAAUAAGCAUUCCUUGCAGGCCGUGUGAACUUGAGAGCAUAUUGGCUCAGCCAUGGCCUGAAGAAGAGGGAGCCUUAGAAAAUCCUGGGACUCUCGGAGUCAAGCCCUGCUUCAAAGCUCCUGCAGAUGAUACCAACAUGAAGGAAUGGAUUUGCCCGUCUAAUUAAUCUCUGAUUUGUUAAAUCCAGCCUUGCUUUCUCGAGUGAAAUCGAUGCAGUUUGCUCAGAAGAGUUAGCCAAGACCUAAG
Molecule: messenger RNA, 533 nt
Organism: Prosopis cineraria
Lineage: Eukaryota; Viridiplantae; Streptophyta; Magnoliopsida; Fabales; Fabaceae
Product: protein SMALL AUXIN UP-REGULATED RNA 16-like
Exons: 1
Coding region: 1-453 (150 amino acids)
Biological process (GO): response to auxin
Source: RefSeq, a predicted model, not a curated record